Microthlaspi erraticum is the source of this 1671-nucleotide messenger RNA. NCBI's taxonomy places the organism in Eukaryota, Viridiplantae, Streptophyta, Magnoliopsida, Brassicales, Brassicaceae. The record is from the annotation of a GenBank genome assembly.
AUGAAUAACAAUAACUGGUUAGGCUUCUCUCUGUCUCCUCAUGACCACAAUCACCACCAUACGGAAGUCGACUCCUCCACCACCACAACCGCCGUAGAUGUCGCCGGAGAGUACUGUUUCGAUCUGGCCGCUGCCUCUGACGAGUCUUCAGCCGUUCAAACAUCGUUUCCUUCUCCCUUUGGUGUCGUCCUCGAUGCCUUCACCAGAGACAACAAUAGUCACUCCCGAGAUUGGGACACCAAUGGUGGUGCAUGCAGCAACAUCCACAAUAAUGACCAAAAUGGACCAAAGCUUGAGAAUUUCUUCGGACGCACCAGCACGGUUUACAAUACCAACGAGAAUGUUGGAGAUGGAAGUGCCGGUUGUGGAGGAGGAGACGGCAGUGGUGGCGGCUCACUAGGCCUUUCGAUGAUAAAAACAUGGCUGAGUAAUCAACCGGUGGCUAAUGUUGAUCAUCAAGACAGUGGUAAUGGUGCACGAGGCUUGUCCCUCUCUAUGAACUCAUCCACUACUUGUGAUAGCAACAACUACAACAACAAUAGUGUCGUUGUCCAAGAGAAGACCGUUCCUGAUGUUGUCCAAGCUACACCGAAGAAAACUAUCGAGAGUUUUGGACAAAGGACGUCUAUAUACCGCGGGGUUACAAGGCAUCGGUGGACUGGAAGGUAUGAGGCACAUUUAUGGGAUAAUAGUUGCAAAAGAGAAGGCCAAACUCGCAAAGGAAGACAAGGUGGUUAUGAUAAAGAAGAAAAAGCAGCAAAGGCUUACGAUUUAGCCGCACUUAAGUAUUGGGGAACUACUACUACUACUAACUUCCCCAUGGGUGAGUAUGAGAAAGAGGUAGAAGAGAUGAAGCACAUGACGAGGCAAGAGUAUGUUGCUUCUCUGCGCAGGCAUCACCAACAUGGAAGAUGGCAAGCUAGGAUCGGAAGAGUCGCCGGUAACAAGGACCUCUACUUGGGAACUUUCGGCACACAAGAAGAGGCUGCAGAGGCUUACGACAUAGCAGCCAUUAAAUUCAGAGGAUUAAGCGCAGUGACGAACUUCGACAUGAAUAGAUACAACGUUAAAGCAAUCCUCGAUAGCCCGAGUCUUCCUAUCGGUAGUGCCGCGAAACGUCUCAAGGACGUUAGCCAUCACGUUCCAAGUAUGAUGAUCAGUAGCAACGUUUCAGAGAGUGAGAAUAACUCUACCGGUUGGCAAAACGCUGCGUUUCAACAUCAUCAGGGAAUGGAUUUGAGCUUAUUUCAGCAGCAGCACGGUGGUUAUUACAAUGGAGGAAACUUGUCAACAGCGAGUGCUAGGGCUUGUUUCAAACAAGAGGAGGAUCAACAACAUUUCUUGAGCAACUCGUCGAGUCUCAUGACUAAUAUCGACCAUCAUAGUCCGGCUUCGGAUGAUUCGGUUACUGUUUGUGGAAAUGUCGGUGGUUAUGGUGGCUAUCAAGGAUUUGCAAUCCCUUUUGGAACAUCGGUUGCUUGUGAUGCCUUCACUGCUCCUGAGAUUGCUUACAACGCAAGAAGCCAUUUUUAUUAUGCUCCGCAACUAGAGCGGAUUCAGCAUACGCCGGAAGGAGAUUUUCCAGUGCCGAUUUCGAAUAAUGUUGGUUACUUUCAUGGGGAAGGUGGUGGAGAAGGGGCUUCACCGUUUUCAGUUUGGAAUGACGCUUAG